This is a messenger RNA of Daphnia magna, 8513 nucleotides long. RefSeq names its product homeotic protein spalt-major. Gene Ontology annotation, biological process: regulation of transcription by RNA polymerase II. NCBI's taxonomy places the organism in Eukaryota, Metazoa, Arthropoda, Branchiopoda, Diplostraca, Daphniidae. Gene Ontology annotation, cellular component: nucleus. The record is from RefSeq and is a predicted model, not a curated record. Gene Ontology annotation, molecular function: RNA polymerase II cis-regulatory region sequence-specific DNA binding; DNA-binding transcription factor activity, RNA polymerase II-specific.
AUUUUUCUUACUCUUUCAUACACGUCGAAGGCUUGCCCAGUCUUUUAUUUCUCUUUUCUGUUCAGUUUCGUUUAGCGUGUCGUCGCCCGUUAGCGCUGAAAGUCCCGCAAACGCGCAAACAUCGCCUCCGGCAACUAGCCCCAUUUGAUCCGCCAUUUCAUUUUGCGUUUAAAGUCAUUGAAUUUUCCUUUAUUACGGUCUUUUUUUUCCUUCCACUUUCGACUGGCCAGUGGCGCCCAGCAGCGGACGCACCACUUACACGGAUUCUAAUUUUUCUGUUCACUUCUAUGCGAUUGCGAGACUUUACACGGCAGCCAAAAAAGAACCCGCAGGGCUCCUAUAUCCUGUACACGCACAGACACAGAGGGAACCUGGCUCCUGCUCCUCCCCUUCUCUUUCUCACCGCCUCCUGCCUUCUCCACCUCUCUGCCUCCUUGUGUCCGUGUUCCGUCACACGGGGGGGGCUUCUGCUAUACAAACUGGUGCUGCUGCGCUAUACACAACUAGCGCUACUACAGCCAGGCGGCUAGUAAGGGAGGGAAAUACGAGUAGGAGGAGACGAGAGGCAGCAGCAUUGGGGGGAGGGAGGAAGGGAAGCAACACCAAAAAAAAAAAGUUGUCCGAACGGCCACCCGUCAGCGCACAACUCGUCCGGCUUCCAUGGGCAGCGCAUCCUAAAAAAUUCCGGCGGGGUGCGCGCUCUUCUUUUUUUUAAAAAGAUAUUUCCCACCAUUUUUGUUUUGUGGUUUUUGUUUUGUUUGUUGCACGAAAAAAAAAACACACACACACGCGCGUGUUUUGUUUAAUUAUUUUAAUUUGAAAAAAACGAAAAAAACCCGUUGUUUGUGAACGGAAAAACAUUUCAUUCGACUGCUGGACUGUGAUGUGCUCUGAACGUGCGUGAACGCCCAGUGUUUUUUCUUCGUUUAAUUCCGGUGGUGAAACAAUUCGAAUCAUUUUCCUUUUGAACGUCCAAAAAAAAACAAAAGAAAAACAAAAGGAAAGUUUAACACUGAUCUUCUGUUUUGUUCGAACAAUUGCGAUCGGAUGUUUUCGAAGAAGUGCAAGUGGCAAAUCGACCUGUUCGUCAGAUGACAUGGAAUACAGUUGAAUUGGAAUUGGACGUUUCUAACGAACUGACUGUUUUAAAAACACUUUGGUGCGUGUGCUGCGUGUCUCGACUCAAACAUUGGAAAGAGAAACAAAAAUGAGUGCUGCGUUCUGCCAGUUCGAUUAGAGAAAAACAAUCGACUUGAUCAUUUCGAUUUGCGAUCCGUCGGCUUCAAAACUAAUUCCUUGUGUGUGCGUCUCGUCCGUUGAUUGUCGUCGGAAGUAUUUUCUUCAUUUCCUGGUUGAGUGAUUCUGAGCCAGUAUUGCGCUGUGGCGAAUCAUCAACAUGUCGCGAAGGAAACAAGCGCGUCCCAUCCGACACCUGGACGACGAAGAAGGUGGACCCGUUGGGUCGCUACUCGACGGCCAGGAGGAAGACAUCGAGGCUUCGACCACUAACACCGGCGCUGAUGAAGGAGGACCGGACGAUCGAAUGAACAACAAUAACGAAAAGAGAGGCCGACGCAGGAAGAGAGACGAAGAUGACGAAGACAUGAUGACGGCCAGCGAUGAAGACGACCAAGAGGCCGUCAGUGACGUCGACGAUGAGGAAGAAGAGGAUCCUGAAGAUCUGCCGGCCAGACUUAAGAAACAGACACGCGAAAGGGACGUCCUGCUGGCCACAUCAGCUGCUCUGAUGAACGAAGUGGCCAUGACGGACAAAGCCCUGAAUCUGCCAUUCGCAGCGGCCAGUCAGGCUGCGCUUGGAGGCCAAGCUGGAUCGACUGAUCCAUCAGCCGGAAACGGCCAGCUUCCGUUCCCGUACGCGGCGAAGCUGGCCGAUGCCAACGUGACGCUGGACGCGCUUCAAAGCACCAAAAUGGCCAUCGCCCAGUUCGCCGCAACGGCCAUGGCCAACAAAGAUUCGCAGAGCCCGGCUGCUAUGCAAGAGCUGGCCCUCUUGCAAUCAACUCUGUACGCUCUUCAGCAACAGCAAAUGAUGCAGUUGCAAUUGAUCCAGCAGCUUCAGCAGCAAUUGCAGAUGAACAAUCAAACCGACCAAGCGGCCGCCGUUCCAGCAGCGGCCAGUUCGACUGACCGACCAGUUGGCGCCAUCAUCAACCAAUUGGCCGCUUCCGGCAGGGAAGGCGGAAUGGCCAACCUGAUGGGAUUCGUGGCCAAUCAUCAACAUGCCAACAGCCUCGUGGCUCACGAAACGGACCCUGGCACAGCAGUCAGAGCCUCCAGCGGCAGCGAGAACAGUUCGCGCACUUCAACUCCAGCGGCCCGUCCUCGCGAGAGCGGACCUUCCGGCCAAGCGGAACUGCGCGGUCGGAGCGCGUCGGCAGCUCCGCAAUCGCCGCGGGCCGGUGGCAAAGACGUCCGCCGAUCGCGGGAAGAACAUCACGUUCCAUCGUCCGCAACGGCCAAGAUUCUUCCGGCCCAGUCAGCGCCAUUAACAUCUAACAUAACAGCAGCAACUACGGUGACGUCCGGCAGCUCAUCGUGGACCAGUUCAAUUUACUCUCACAACACUUUCUCGACGGCCAGUCUCAUGUCGCAACUGCCCGGCGGAUCGCUAGCGGACACCAUCCUGCAGACGUCGGAGCCUCCGACCAAUCCGGAGGGACCCAGUACGCUGGAUCUGCUGCAGAGGACGGCGCAGCAAGUGUUGAACAACGCCUCGCAAGGACUGCUGGCCACCAAUCUGGCCGACGAGCUGGGCUUCCGCAACGGACUCGGAGGAACGUCGGGAGGCGGCCAUUCGGGCAGCGGAUCGAACGGCGCGGGCGACGGAGGUUGCGGCAACGGCUCCAGCGGAGGUAAGAAAGAUCAGCUGUUCAAACACCGUUGCCGCUACUGCGGCAAAGUGUUCAGCAGCGACUCGGCCCUGCAAAUUCACAUCCGAUCGCACACGGGCGAGCGGCCGUUCAAGUGCAACAUUUGCGGCAAUCGAUUCACGACGAAGGGCAACCUCAAAGUCCAUUUCCAGCGACACGCCCAGCGUUUCCCGCACGUCAAAAUGAAUCCGCACCCCGUGCCCGAACACCUGGACAAAUUCCAUCCUCCGCUGCUGGCCCAAUUCGACAUGGACGAGUCGAAAAUGUCGCCACCUCCGCCGCCUCCGCCGCCGGCCGGACCGCAUCAUCACCAUCAUCACCAUCACAGUUUCCUCCCACCGUCUUCGUCAUCCAUCGCCGUUAGUCACGCAGGUCAUCACCAUCAGCCGCACCAUCCGGCCCAGUCCAGCAGUCUCUUCCGUUCGGCCCCCGUCGUGCCCGUAUCCAAUUCGUUUCUGUUCCGGCCGCAUUCCCUCGGCGAUCUAAUGCCGGCCGGCAUCCGCCCUAUGUUUCCACCUCUGAUGGCCGUGCCGCCGAUGCCCAUAGACACUGCGGCGGAGGAAUCGCCGGCCAAGGAAGUGGCGGUUCCGGAACCGGGGCCGAUUGAGAACAACACGAAAGAGACGGAACGGCCGGAGUCACCGAUCAGAGCGGACGCGGUCGUCAAAAUCGAACGGCAGGACGAUGAGAGCAACGACAACGAGGCUGACAAUGAAAUGAACGAGCAAAGGGAAACGGAUUCGCCCGUUGGCGAUGGCCGGGACUCGUCCGGUGAAACGCCCCGACCAGCGGCGGAAGCAAAAAACGGCGAAACGGCCGAUGAAAACAGCCGCCAUGCGGACCAUUCGGUCGACGACCAAUCGUCGUCCACCAGUCAACAGGAUGAAGUGGUCCGUCCGUCGAUGGACGAGCGGAUCAAAUGCAAACUGAUCAGCCACAAACCUUACGACGACCUGGAAGAUUCCGACGACGACGGCGAUAUGGACGACGAACCAGCCAAUAAAGACCACAACAACAGCACGGACGGGCCGGAAAACCUGUCCGGCCGUAGAUCGACCACCUCUUUAUCAGACGGAGCGGAAGGAUCUCCUCCACCGGCCGCAGUGGGCAACGGAUCGCUCCUUUUUCAGCAACACUCAUCCAACAAUUCGGAAGUAGACAGUCCAGCCAACUCUGGAUCGAUUCGUUUCGCUUCGUUCCCUCCGCAAGCCCUGGCCAAUGGUGGCCAGCCUGCGCCCGGUUUUAUGCUCUUACCUAACGAUGUCGAUCCGGCCAAAGACCCGGCCAUUUACACCAAUUUGCUGCCCCGUCCCGGCUCCAACGACAACGCCUGGGAGAGUUUGAUCGAGGUGACGAGAACGUCGGACACGGCCAAAUUGCAGCAGCUGGUGGACAACAUUGAGAACAAGUUGGUGGACCCGAAUCAGUGCGUCGUCUGCCACAGGGUCCUGUCAUGCAAAUCGGCACUUCAAAUGCACUACCGGACGCACACGGGCGAGAGGCCGUUCAAGUGUAAGAUCUGCGGCAGGGCGUUCACAACCAAGGGCAACUUGAAAACGCACAUGGGCGUCCACCGGGCCAAGCCGCCCGCCCGUCUGCUCCACAUCUGCCCGGUGUGUCACAAGAAAUUCACCAACGGGCUCGUUUUGCAGCAGCACAUUCGUUUGCAUACGGGCGAACCGACCGAUCUGACCCCGGAACAGAUUUCGGCCGCCGAAUUGCGCGAUCCUUUCCCUCAUCCGGGAUUUCCAUUUCUUCCGGCCGGAUUUCAUCCGUUCUUACAUCAUCACCAGGCAUCGCCAUUCCUGCAUCAUCAUCCGGGCUUCGCUGGACUCCAACAAGGCCCCGAUGGGCUGCCCAUCGGAUUCCCGUUCUCAUCCCGCAAUCUCCAAGAUGCCAAAGAUGCCAACGGAGUCUUGAUGGGGGAGCACAGAGACGGCGAUAACGACGCUGAUUUGGCCGGCGAUGCCGAGAUGGGCGGAAGCUCUUCCGAGGCCCUUUCGCCCACUUCAUCGACGGCUUCAUCUCAGCAACAUCAUCAUCCGGGGCUGUUGGGUCUCCAGUUACAGCACCAAUUGCAGCAGAGGAUGCAGGCGGCCGGAGGUGAGGGACUGAGCGAUGAGGAGCGUCAUCAGCUGAUCAUGGCGCAAAUCAGCCGGGCCAAUGCGGAAUUCUUCCGUAAAUAUCAACAGGAUUUCGCGGAUAUGACGAUGAUGGAUGACGAUGAGGACGAUGAAGACGGUGACGAUGAAGACGGCGAAGAAGAGGAAGACUCUUCUCUCCACCAGGACGAACAGGCGAACGAACUGGACUCGCCCGACCGUCGGACCGCAUCGCCUAGCAACGAACGCGCUAAGAUCAUGCGAAGCGAUUUGAUCAAAACUGAGAAAAUGUCUGUCAGUUGCGACGAAUCGUCGACGGCUGAGCAAAUACGUCAGCAACAAUUGCAACGUCUGCGUCAGUUUGAAUUUUCGCCAACUCGCGCGUCGACUCCGGGCGAAAAGCCGCCGGCCAUUAAGAAAAUUCCGGCCAGCCCGACGAUGGUCGUUAGUCGACCGUCGUCGACUAACGCGUCUAUCCCGCUACCUCCACCACCGACGCCACCGUCUAAGCCAUCGACUGCGGUUGGCCAACAUCGGCCGUCUGUUUCUCCGCUGGACUUGACAGCCGGCCGCGGAGGUCCACCCAUUUUCGGUGGGCCAACGUCUUCUUCUUCUUCCAUUUCGUCGGCAUCAACGACCUUCGUUCCGGCUGCUUAUAACAUGCAGCAAUCCGGCGGGGGUCUAACUGUAUCCAGCGGACUGACCGGGACGUCUGUUUCAUUUUCAACAUCAUCCAGCCCGGCCAUCAGCACCAACACUUCGCCAGCGUCGGCCCUUUCGUCGCUAACGACGGCCGUCAUGGCAUCGCCAUCUUUCAACCCGCUCAACCUGCCAAUCAGCGCUCCAGGCCGCGGCAACACCACGUGUAACAUCUGCUUCAAGACUUUUGCUUGUCACUCUGCCCUCGAGAUCCAUUACCGCAGCCAUACAAAAGAGCGGCCGUUCAAGUGCGCCAUCUGCGACAGAGGAUUCUCCACAAAGGGCAAUAUGAAACAGCACAUGAUGACGCACAAGAACCGAGACGGCACGCCCAUUUCGGUCGAGUUGCUCAACAGCGUCAAUGCCGAUCGUUCGCGGUCAAGAUCGUCUUCGUGCUCCGUUAAGGAUUCGUCGAACAAAAGCAAUUCUUCCGACGACUUCAACCUGCAUCACAACCAGCACCACCUACCCCCGCCGCCUCCACCGCCGACUGGCGGCCAGUUCAACGAUCGCCGGACUUCAGCCAACAACAACCUGGCGGCUCUGAUGAUGUUGAACAACCCGAGUCCGGCCGCACUCAAAGAGCAUUGCCUGUCGUUGACCAUCCAGCACAGCCACGACCGUAACGGAGGUGGUGGCGCUCUUCACCACCUGCAUCACGAGAACGGCUUGCCUCUGAAAGAGCAAAACAAUUCCGAGUUGCUAUUGGCAACGGCGCAGCAGCAGCAACAGCUGAUGCACAUGCAUCAACGCUCGGCCAUGUCGCAUCGCGCUAAUUCAUCGAGCGUUCACAAUAAGCGAGAACAGGCGGCCAAUCAACGGCCGACGGAUGAUUCGAGACGUCGCAGACGCUCUUCCGGUAGCAGCGAAAGUAGCAGCAGCAUCAGCCCGGCUAGUCAGUUGGCCGUCGCUUCGGCAGCGGCCAAUUCAGCCGGAUCGCAACAGCAACAGAUUUUGCAUCAGUCCAGUCCGCCGCCCUAUCGCGUUCACGGAGCUGCCCGUCGAUCGGCUCUUCCCGUACCACCGGGACCAUUGCCCGAACGCUAUUAACAUAUAAUCAGUUGGCCUUGGCUCCCGCGAUGGAUCUCAUCGAAUCUUUUUGGCCCGUCCGAACCCGGUGCUGCAAAAGGCUCUGCAUUUGGACGCUGCAUUUGUUUUAUUUUAGGGAAACAGAUUCUACUAUUUGCCCUUUCUCUCCUUCCCAUUUCACGCACAUCUGGCCCACCCCCCUCAUAUACGAGACACAUAUCGUUACCCCUUUAGAAAAUAUUUCGCUCGUUAACAUUGUUGAAGAUGGAUUGAAUGUUUCUUGUCGUUCGUCAAUCAGUUCUCCUUUUUCAAAAUCAUUUGCGUUUGGUCGGCGUUCAGUUUCUUGCUCUUGAGCUUCACGCAUUAGUUAUACAUAUACGUGCACGUUGAUGUGUGUCCCUCUCUUUCUCUCUAUUCUUUUUUCUUCUCGUUUCAUUCCUUUCUAAUGACAACACAAAUGUUCAAAUCUCUAUAUUUAUCGAUUUUAGAUUCAUUUUUUUUUUUGGUUGUUGUUUUGAAUAAGGAGGUAAACCAAAAAAAAAAAUUGGGGGAAAAGAAACAGCGUGAAUUUCAUGUUCGUGAUUUAAUCUGAUCGUAUGAAUUUCUUCACUUUUCUUGGCUGCUGAUGAUGAAUGUGUGCUGUGUUUAUUAUACUGUAACAUGAAUAACAGAAUUGAAAAUAAGGUUUGCUAUUAGAAGAGGCUUGAACCUCCCCUGCACAUUGACACGAGUUGGAAGACUAUUUGGCCCGGGGGCACUCGCGCACGUUUCUUAGGCAAGGCUAAAUUCAAAAGUGCAACCUAGACGGCCUUUCCUUGUCCACCUAAAGUCUCCCUCUGUUUAGUAUUUUGUUUUUGUUUUAUUUACUGUACUUCUUCUUCUCUUUUGUUUGUUUUUUUCAAAGGAUGAGUCCCGAAAAUUCUGUAUACAUCUCCAUUACAAUUGGCAUAUGAAUCUAUAGUGCACACACAUUUUUUAAAUUCUUUUUUAAGAAUAGCAUACAAACUCUUUCUUUUUUAAACCACCAACUCGGCGUCAUUUAAUUUCAUUCUUCCUUUUUCCUUAAACAAAAAUCACGUUUUGAAAAAAGAAUUCAAAAAAAAACAAAACACGGUGGAAAAUCUUUUGUCUGAUUGGAUCUGUCAUAUACAUGUUCCUAACUAGAUGCUAGUCGCCUCCUCCGCUCUACUCCACUUACAAAAAAAAACAAAAAAAACAAAACAAAAUAUUUUGCUUUUUGUCAUUUUUUGUUUCUUAUGCGUAUACAAGUGUGAAUACAAUAUAAAUGUUAGGCUAUACACGAACGAUUGGGACUGUUUGUCUGACCCUUUUAGCUUUGUCAAAUAUAAUUCGUGCAACACACGCACGCAGAAAACAACAAGAAACGCAUUGUAUAAAUUUCAUGUGUAACAUUUCUAAGUUUCUUUCUACAAAAUUGAAUUUCCCGCUUCUUCUUCAUUUUUUUUUUUCAAAAUUCAAUGUUUUCAUUUGUCAUCAACGUUCGUCUAUUAUAUCCAACUUCUCUAUACAUUUUAGUACGGUAUAUACUUGCCACUUUAUAUUCCUCCCGAUUCUCUCCACCCAUAAAGUCGCCCUUCUUUUGUUUAAGUGUCUCUCUCACUUCACUUCGUCUUCUGUGCUCCAUUGUACUUUUCGUUUCGAAUUUUGACAUUUGUUUCCUUAUAUAUCAUCUCCCCUAUAUUGCUCGGGGUCUCUGGGCAUAUUUCGAAAGCAAAACAAACAAACAAAAAUGUCAUCACGAUUGCGAAUAAAGGAAUAAUACCAUUGCAAA